CAUCGGCAAAGUCCCCGCUUAAUUAUUCUCUCAAUAAUUCGGAUAUCAACUUUCCAUCUAUCAUUGUUAACAAGGAGUUCUAUCAGCGGACGGAUCAUACUAUUCUUCACACCUAUCCCGCCGAGGCCUCAUCCAAUCCUUGACGUCUGUCACUGGCUUCCAAUUUUACUGUCACAAUCAAGUAGCUGUGGUAUCGACUAUAACGGUUGUAUCAUCUACCGGAGUGACAGCAGCACUUGAACUUCCACGAAUAUGUCUAGUACUGAUACCCUCCGCACGCGACUCAGCUACCAACCUCAGCCCUUGAAAUUCGGCACAAGUGGUCGCCGGGGCGAAGUAAUACAUUUGACCCAGCUCGAGAUAUAUACCAAUGUCGUCGCCGAAAUCCGUUAUCUGAAAUCUCUGCCUCUCAGCGAUGGCGGAAUUCAAGCUGGUGACGACUUCUACUAUGCUCAUGACCUUCGCCCGAGCUCGACGGCUUACGUUGAGAACCAGCGGGGCGCACUUUGUCAGGCUGUGGAACAAGCUUUAAGGGACAGUGAUAUGCUACCUAUCAAUCUUGGCGCGAUCCCAACCCCUGCUCUUACAUACUAUGCUUUAAAGCAUGGUAAGGGAAGCAUCAUGGUCACUGGCAGCCAUAUCCCUUUUGACCGCAAUGGGUACAAACUCAACACCUCCAAGGGUGAGCUCUUGAAGAAGAACGAGCUGCCAAUCAAUGAAGCGGUCAAGAUCACUCGUGAGGAACUUCUUGACCAACCGUACACAGAGUCUAUCUUCGAUCACCAGGGCGCGUUUCGUCAAGUGUCAGGUGACCUUCCAUUGGCCAUACCCGAAGGCAAAACUACUUAUAUCCAACGCUACCUCGAUUUCUUCAAGGGCGAGACGCUCUCCGGGAUGAAGCUCCUCGUGUACCAACACUCCGCCGUCGGUCGCGAUAUUCUCGUUGAAAUCCUUCAAUUGCUUGGAGCCAAGGUCACUGCCGCUGGAAGAAGCGAUACGUUUGUUCCAAUUGACACAGAAGCUAUUGACAAGCCCCAGUUUGACACAGUCAAAAGUCUGUACGACAAUGCUGGUGGAUCCUUUGACGCCGUUGUUUCCACGGAUGGAGACAGCGAUCGCCCACUCAUUAUGGCUCCGGCAGGAGACAAGCUUCGUUUCUUUGGGGGCGACUUGCUCGGUAUGAUUGUCGCCGAGUUUCUGGGUGCCGACUCCAUUGUUGUUCCGAUCAGUACCAAUGAUGCUAUUGACCGUGGUCUACUAGCCAAUGUCACUGAGGCGAAAACCAAAAUUGGAAGCCCUUAUGUGAUCGCCGGCAUGCAACACUCCACUCAAAACGGUCGUUCUCGAGUCUGCGGAUGGGAAGCCAACGGCGGGUUCUUGACUGGCUCUGAUGUUAACCGCAAUGGCAAAACGCUCGCUGCGCUCCCGACAAGAGACGCAGUGCUGCCACUCCUGUGUGCUUUAUUCGCCGCGCAUCAACGCCAGAUCACACUCUCAGAACUUUUCUCGACGCUGCCUCAGCGGUUCAGCAAGGCAUCAUUGAUUCGGAAGUUUCCUCGAUCGACGAGCAUGAGGAUUAUAGAGAAAUUUUCCCCUCCUCUUCCCGGAAUGCAGGAGAUCUCCUUUGACCCCGACAAUCAAAAUCGGCUGCUCAUCUACGAUUCCAAUAGAGCCAUUAUGCAAGCCACAAAACCACAAGCUGAGCACCUCGACCAGAUGCGUCAACGCCUCCAGUCUGUGUUUAGCUCCGAGGCCGGCUUCGGCACAAUCGCCCGCCUGAACUACACUGAUGGAGUCCGCAUGAUCUUUAGCAAUGGAGAUGUCGCUCACUUCCGGCCAUCUGGGAAUGCUGACGAACUGCGCAUCUACGCAGUUGCCGACAAGCAGGAUCGUGCCAAUGCCAUCGCUAGUCAAGGAGUUGCAGAGCCUGAUGGCCUCCUGAGGCGUCUCGAGCGAAUGGUCCAAAAUUCCUGAGGCAUUGUGUUUCUGUCUUAACAUAAGCAAAGCUCCAAGUUUCAAGGCGGCGGUAGAGGUCUCGGUGGCUUGGAAACAGUCAUCUCUCCCUGGUCAUCCGAUGGCAGGAAAUUCUGUGGAGACAGAUAGUCCGGAAUCUAAUGCAGUUUGGAUUGAAGCCUGAGGACUAGAUAGAUAUUGAUCCUCUUUCCGACUUUUCUGGUGGGUAGACAAGAUGGUUCUCUGGCUCGAGACUUUAUCCCCAGGUGACCACGUCGACAUAGUUGAGUUACAUAUCCUCAUCUCAUCAUUUCUUCACUAAUAUGACUUCUUCCUGAAA
Cladophialophora immunda is the source of this 2293-nucleotide messenger RNA. RefSeq lists its product as uncharacterized. The record is from RefSeq and is a predicted model, not a curated record. Gene Ontology annotation, biological process: carbohydrate metabolic process. NCBI's taxonomy places the organism in Eukaryota, Fungi, Ascomycota, Eurotiomycetes, Chaetothyriales, Herpotrichiellaceae. Bases 253 to 1974 code for a protein of 573 amino acids. The transcript has a single exon. Gene Ontology annotation, molecular function: phosphomannomutase activity; magnesium ion binding.